Molecule: messenger RNA, 3599 nt
Organism: Aedes aegypti (yellow fever mosquito)
Lineage: Eukaryota; Metazoa; Arthropoda; Insecta; Diptera; Culicidae
Gene: Dnaaf5
Product: dynein assembly factor 5, axonemal
Exons: 6
Coding region: 260-2755 (831 amino acids)
Biological process (GO): cilium movement; outer dynein arm assembly; inner dynein arm assembly
Cellular component (GO): cytoplasm
Molecular function (GO): dynein intermediate chain binding
Source: RefSeq, a predicted model, not a curated record
CUGCCAGCCAACUCCGACAAAAGCUUUCGGAGCAUCCGCGCAUUUUGGAAAACCCAACCCACCCCUUUCGUUUUUCUUUCGUUCGCUCCGUUUGCAGCCACCCCAUAUCAAAACAUAAACAAAAGCACGUGACACGCCGGCAGAGCUAAGGGGGUGUUGCUAUGGUUACACUACUGACGGUAGCCAAGUGUAUCCGUAAUAAACAUCCUACAUCGGAAGUGGUGAUCAAAAGUGAAUUUUGUGGAAUUAAUCAGUGAAAAUGACCGAAAACGAGCUGAAAACUGAGAUGGAAACAUUCUGCGCCAACGUGCAGAACCCGGAGCGUAUGGUGCGCCAGCGAGCGAUAAAGGAUUUACUGGACUUUGUUUACCGAAAGCUGCCUAGGGAAGAAGCUCCGGCAGUUUUCGAUGCCACUUACCUGCACAUCCUUCGCUGCUAUGCGGAUCGGUUUGAAAUAAUCCGAAAUCUGGCCAUAACUGUGGUUGGGGAACUGUUGGAAAAACUACCGGCUAAUGAAUUCUAUCUGGGCUACAUUGUCCCCGUGAUAGCACGUCGAAUUGGCCAGGCGGAAAUAGUAGAGGAAAGUGAGGAAAUUCGAUUGCAACUGUUGGAACAGCUAGAAGCAAUCGUCCGGAAGUAUGCCGAUCCGGAUGGAAGUUCUGGUGAUCCGUUACUAAAAUCCUACGACAAUUUGAUCGAUAUUCUGGUGAAAACACUGAAAGAUCCCUUUCCGGCCGCACAAAAGCAGAGUUGUGAGCUGGUGAAGCUACUGGCCGAAUCCACGCCUAGUAUGCAUUAUCGGGCAGAAGCGUUGGUAACCCCAGCAUCCGGAGUGCUAAAACACCGUCAUUCGGCCAAUAGGAUUGCAGCCGUUGAAGCGUUGGGUGUCCUGGCGUUGAACAUUCACGCAAACUCGGAGAAGAUCGUGCAGAUCAUCGUGGACAUAUCGCCGCUGUUGAUGGAUGGUGUUCCGUACGUUAGGAGAGCUUGUGGCCGCGUGGGAUGUUUGAUGCUGCUCAAGCUGCGGGACCGGUACUCGUUCUUUUAUCGGAUACUGCCGCUGGUUUUGAACUGCUUAACCGAUGACACAGCGGAAGUUCGCGAUGAUAUUCUUGUUCGUUGGCAGGAAGCCGGUGAACUAUAUUACAAGGAAAAUGAGACUGAAUUGGCAAAAGCGAAGCUGAUCGACAAAGUCCCUGCCAACUACCCAACCGAGUAUGAUCGCCCUACACUACCUUGCCGAGCGAUUGUCCAACGUAGUCUGAGAAUCGUCAAUCUUGUACUACAUGAAAUGGAGGAAUGGAAAGAGGACAUAAGGCUGCAUGCCACGAAACUGUUGAAAAUAGUGGUUUUGCACGCCGAAAAGACAUUUUCCACUUUGUUCAUGGAAGUAAAUCCCGUGCUUUGUAAAACAUGCAUGGAUUCGGACAAAGAUGUUGCUGCUGAAGCAUUGAAAGUGGCUCAACUCUGCGGAAUAUUGUUAGACUACGAAACGUGGAGCAAACACGCACUAACAGAGUUCUCAAAAUUCUAUACCCUUGGUCACUUGAAGUGCCUUAACGCAAUGUAUCAGUCCUCUGGAGUGGAGAGAUUCAAGGAUAUAACAAAAAUUGUCAGCCUUUUAACAGACACCGAGGUUUGCCAUCAGCUAAAAGAAAGCUAUCAACAAGAGUUAUUGAGUUUUUCGGAAGCACUAGUCUGCGAUUUCCAUCGCGUGUUCACCGCUAAUGAAAUCGAAGGACUCGCCAACGAAUCGGACCGUGUAAGCACAGAAAAAAUGCUCUACACUGUUAUUCUAAAGUCGGCAGCCUUUGCCUACGAAGAUUCCCAAGCCAUCCGAGACCGGGCAUUGCAAGUGCUGGCCAAGCUCAACCCAGACACGGAACAGCUACACGAACAUCAUCUGGCAGACGUCAUCAAUUCACUGGAGAAUCUUGAAUCAUCCAACUCCGAUGCAGCGGAAAGCAUUCUACUGUUGGCAGGGAUAGUGUUCGUUUGCGGUUUCCGCCGGCCGUACGAUGAUGCGCUUCGCAAAGCACUGGGAACGGCCCUCGAGCACGCGAUUCCACAGGGGAAAAUCAAACUUUUCAGUUCGAUAUCUAUCGCAAUGUUACGGUGGAAUGAAACUAUGUGUGGCUCUCCAGAAGAACAAACGCCAUUGUUGCAGGAAUUCAUGACAGACCUCAUCUCGCCUUACUUGAUUUGGGCCGCUGGUCGGAGUGCAGAAUCGGUACGCGCAAUGGCAACAGCUUGCUUCUGUGCUAUGUCGCAAGGAGUGGAAAACGAAAUUUUUAUUACAUUGCUACCCAGGGAACUGAAAACGCUUGCUGGCCUGAUUGAAGAUAACAGCAUUGCAACACGUGCCUACGCUUUGAGAACGCUACUGGCGAUGGGUGCACUUGAUUUCGAAAAUCUGAAGCUAAUUGCGUACGCCGUCGUUUCCCGUUUGGAUGAUCCAAGCAGCGAGGUGCGUGAGAUGGCAGCCAGAUGUUUGGGCCGUUUGCAGCUAUCGGCUGGUAACAGCGAUGACGACGAUUCAUCAGCACGUGCCCGCUGGGAGGAUACGCUUAAACCGAUUAUCUCCACCAUGUUCCUACAUUUGGAAAACCCCGAAUUGAAACUGCGAGCUGCAAUUCUAGAAUCCCUCGGUCGAUUGGUCGUCCAUCAUCACUCGCUAAUCAAAGGCCUUGCUAAUGAAGUUGCAGAGGGAUGUCCGUACAAGAAGGAUCUGGAUAAUAUCCUCGUUCAUCAGUAAAUACCGGCGCUGCCGUUUCGGAAUCGGCAGCGAUGGUCUCUUUACCCACCGUCCACCACCAAACUAUCCACAGAAACUGAGCAAAAAACAACUACAAAGCGCGCCAACCUACCAGCUCCAAGGGCGGCCCCAUCAGGAUAAUUGAUUCAAAUCGUAUUUCAUCGACUGAAUCUUUAUCAUCGCCAUCACACCAUGAACAGCGACGACGAAAACCAGCUCAGGAGGGAAUUGUGUAACGGCAUUCGGUUGUACAUCCUUUCUUUUUCCUGCUCGAAUCCCACUAUCGUGUUUCUGUGUAUGUCUGGCCAAAGGGAGAUGCUUCACAAUCAUCAAUCGAUUCGAAGCAACCGAAAAACUGGGGAGAUCAAUUGAACGUCUGCUGAACGGAAAAUUGGUCCGCUCUGUUCUGAGAUUUGCGAUUCAUUUUUUGUUCUGUUCAUUUGCUGCUCAUCAAAUCGAGCAUGGCCAGCGUUGCACUUUGUUUCUAUACUUCUGAGGCGGUUGGUUCCGUGCGCUCGUAAUUGCAAUUAUGAAUUUUCUUUCCUUUAUCCUUCACCGUCACUUCCUACCAUUUUCUUUCUUUCAGUGUAAUGCAUGAAUAAACUCAAUUUUAUUAUCGGUACGUCUUCAAUUUAUCCAUCUGGUAGAGUUUUUCCUUAUCAGCCAAUCAAAUCUUUCGUAUUUCCACAAUGUUUAAUCAGUGUUUUCCAAAUAAAGAGCACAUGAUGAUUGAGAAUAAUUGUAAAAAAACACCCUGAAUAAGUUAAUUAUAUAACUCGUAUUAAUUUCAGACUAUGUAAUAAAAUUUAACGAAUAAUAAAGCAUUUAUAACUUUAUCGAGAAA